This is a messenger RNA of Emiliania huxleyi CCMP1516, 1299 nucleotides long. RefSeq lists its product as hypothetical. The record is from RefSeq and is a predicted model, not a curated record. Bases 1 to 1299 code for a protein of 432 amino acids. Lineage: Eukaryota; Haptophyta; Isochrysidales; Noelaerhabdaceae. The transcript is spliced from 5 exons. Gene Ontology annotation, molecular function: hydrolase activity, acting on carbon-nitrogen (but not peptide) bonds.
AUGUCCCUCGGGAGGCUGUCGCUCGAAGCUGCCUCCUCUUCGGGCCGCACGCUCUUCUUCAACGCCUCCGUCGUGCACACCGUCUCGCCCACUGCACCCUCGGCCGCCGCGUGGUGCGUGAUAGACGGCGCCUUCUCAGGUGUCGGCAGCCUGGCUGUCGCGACAGCGGCUUGCGGUGCCUCGGCAGCGCGUGUCAACCUCCAUGGCGCGGUCGUUGUGCCCGGACUAAUAGACUCGCACCUGCACCUCCUCUACGGCGGCCUGAAGCUUGCGCGGCCGCAGCUCGACAAUGCCUCGUCGGCUGCCGAGGUCGUGAGCAUCCUCCUGGCGCACGUGGCCAAGCGGCCGGUGCCGCCCGGUGGCUGGCUGCAAGGCUUUGGCUGGGACCAGGAGCGUUUCCCGGGCAAGGUCUACCCGACUCGGGAGGAUCUCGACGGCGCCUUUCCGCACACGCCGCUCCCAAAGUCGGACCCGCAGGGCGGGCGUAUCGUACGAGACCCAGAGACGGGCGAGCCGACUGGCGUCUUCACCGACACGGCGAUGCGGCUUGUCGCGGCGCGCGUGCCUCGGCCGAGCAGGAACGAGAGCCUCUCCGCACUCCGCCUCGCGCUGGCGCGCCUCUCGCGCCAUGGCCUGACUGCGAUCCACGACCCAGGCGAGGAGGUGCCGCUUCUGAAGGAGCUCAUCGACGAGGGGGCCUUCCCGCUCCGCUCGUACGCGAUGGUGCUAGCCAAUGGGAACGAGCUGGGAGAGCGCCUCGCCACGCCGUCCACGCCAAAGAUCCGCGACUACAAGGGCCGGCUCAGCGUGCAGGCCGUGAAGUUCUUUGUCGACGGCGCGCUCGGCUCGCGCGGCGCGGCGAUGCUGCAAAACUACUCCGACGCGCCGCUCGAGCGCGGCCAGCUGCGCGUGCGCGAGGAGGACUUCAAAAAGGCGGCCAAGGAGUGGGCUGGCGCCGGGUGGCAGCUUGCGGCUCACGCCAUCGGCGACCGCGCCAACCGGCUCGUGCUGGACGCCUACGAAGCCGCGUGCGAGAGCGGCGGCAGCGGGAGCGGCGCGCCGGAUUUGCGCUUGCGGAUCGAGCACUUCCAGGUCGUCAACGCGAGCGACUUGCCGCGCAUCGCCGACGGUUUCCUCGCCGAUUUCGUGGCCUUCGACCGCGACAUCCUCGACGAGCAGAGCGUGCCCGACCGCGACAUUUGGCAGAGUGCCGUCCUCGCGACGUCACCGCCGCUUGAGUCCACGCUCGAGCGGCUACAGCGCCUCAGCGCCGCACACGGCGACGGCUGCCCUUUCUGA